This is a messenger RNA of Cheilinus undulatus (humphead wrasse), 4754 nucleotides long. It is a transcript of the gene oxr1a, whose product is annotated as oxidation resistance 1a. Bases 290 to 2785 code for a protein of 831 amino acids. Lineage: Eukaryota; Metazoa; Chordata; Actinopteri; Labriformes; Labridae. Gene Ontology annotation, biological process: response to oxidative stress. Gene Ontology annotation, cellular component: nucleus. The record is from RefSeq and is a predicted model, not a curated record. The transcript has 18 exons.
UCUAUUGGGAGAAGGUCAAAUGACUCCGCAUGUCUGCUUUUGUUUGCGUCCCCGUGAUGGUGCGCUCCUGAUGAAGAAACGCUUACACCAAAUAAUUUCUCUGAACUGGCAAUUCAUGACCGUCCGAAGCGGGUUCUCCAGCUGCGUCGUCCUAAAAAUACCAGGAUUACCAGUGUUUGUUCUUUUUCGGACUACUACUUGAAGGCAGGCAGUACAAACCGUCUGAAAAGUCGACAUCAAAGCUAAAGCUCCCCAAGCCUGCAAGGAGAAGAAAGAAGACACUGUCAGGAUGUUUAGCACCAAAAGGCUGAAGAAGAAGUCUCAGUCGGUGGAUAUUGCCAGCCAAGGUUUCUCCCCAACUCUGGUGCCAGCCUCACCCCUUAACAAGGCUGCUGCACCUGUUGUCAAGACAACCAACAUUCUUGAUGUGCAGGAAAAAAACACCACCAACUCCCAUCGCAGCCCCCGGUGUGGCGAGCUGAAGAGAGGCUAUACCAUAGAUACCGGCCAGAAGAAGACUCCAGAGAAGAAGGAUGGGAGGCGCAUGUCAUUCCAGAGACCCAAAGGGACUAUUGAGUAUUCUGUGGAAUCCCGGGACACGUUGAACAGCAUUGCACUCAAGUUUGAUACCACACCCAACGAGCUGGUUCAGCUUAACAAGCUUUUCUCCAGGGCAGUGGUGCCUGGCCAGGUUCUCUAUGUUCCUGACCCUGAGUAUGUCUCCAGUGUCGGAAGCUCCCCUUCCCUCAGUCCCAUCAGCCCCCUGUCUCCAACCUCCUCAGAAGCAGAUUUAGAGAAGGCGACAGACUCAGAUGCCCAGCACAGGCCAGAGGGUUUUCAACCCCCAGUGUUCCCCACCCUGCACCAGUCCAGAGUGGUGUCAUCCACCUCCGAGGAGGAAGAGGCCCUUACAGAGAAGUUCCUCAAAAUCAACUGCAAAUACAUCACUGAGGCCAAGGGUGCAGUGAGUGGCGUGUUGCUGGUGACGCCCAACAAUAUUAUGUUUGAUCCUCACCGGAUGGACCCACUGGUUCAGGCCCAUGGGUGCGAGGAGUAUGGUAUUAUGUGCCCUCUGGAGGAGAUCCAGUCUGCAGCCAUCUUCAAGGAGAUCACUGACCCCAAGAUCAGAGAAGCUUUACCAGAUGACCUGGAGCCUCUUUCUGCUGAAAGACAUCCCUCCCAGCAGAGGGACCCAGAUCAGCGCCUGAGGGAGCCAGGGGCACAUGACAGCAGCAGCACGGCCCCACGCAGCACAGAGGGCUCUGUUUCUGAAGACGUUUUCACGGAGCCAGAGCUGUCCCCCAUUCGUGAGGAGGAACAAGCGUCUAAUGAGGACCUACGCCAGGACAAGUCUUCUGAUGCUUCCUUAGAUUCUGUGACAACUGUCACCAAGGAAACCAUCAGUGAUAAAUCCCGGGUCCACAGUUCAACCAGUCAGCCGGAGGAGCUUGCAGUGGCAAAAGAUGCAGAUAAUCCUCAAGACACUGCCACAGAACAUGAUAGCAAGUCCCCCAUGGGAUCCAAGCAGCACAGUGUAGAAAAGCCACCAAGCACACCAACUACCACCAGCAGCAUCACUAGCCAGGCCCAGGUUCCCAGCAGCAGCACCUCACAUGAGGGUUCCUCAAGCUUAGCCAUCCCUGAUGCCACAAAUCCCACCUCUGUUUUAGGCAGUCCACAGGGGGGUUUCAGUGAUGGGGCAGACCCCUCUAAAACAGACUCUAUGCAAAUAGGCAAGGAGGUAAAAGGGGAUGAAGAGCAGACACAAGAGGAAGGCGUGCCGAACUCGCCAGAUGGUACGCGAAGUCGAAAGCACCGUUCUCAUAAAUUCCUUUGUCUGAGGGUGGGGAAGCCCAUGAAGAAGACGUUUGUUUCAAACGCCAGCGCCACCAUGCAACAAUACGCCCAGCAGGGCAAGAAACACGAGUACUGGUUUUCUGUUCCGCAGGAGAGGUCAGAUCACCUUUACGUGUUUUUUAUGCAGUGGAGCCCAGACAUGUAUGGUGAGGGGGUAAGGGGAAUGGGACAAGACCCUGGAUUUAUGGUUGUCAAGAAGAAUGAGGCAUCAGAAAUGGCCUUGGAUGAGCCCAUCACUGACCUCAAUAUUAAAGAAUGGGAGGUAGUGUCUAUGACGGAGUACCACCGUCGGAUUGAUGCACUUAACAGUGAAGAUCUGCGCUCUCUCUGCAAACGACUCCAGAUCACCACCAAGGAAGAGGUCAGCUCCAAACACGGCACAUCUGUCAAGACAGAGCUGGAGCCGGAAACAUUCAAACCCAACCUAAGAGAACCAAGUGAUCUCUUGGAGGCUGACCAGAUAGAGAAGUUGGCAAAGAAUCUCCCACCGCGGACCAUUGGGUACCCCUGGACACUAGCUUUUGGCACAUCCAAGCAUGGCAUGAGCAUUAAGACGCUGUACAGAGCCAUGCAGGGUCAAGACACCCCUGUCCUCAUGGUUAUUAAGGACAGUGACGGCCAGGUGUUUGGUGCACUAGCAUCUGAGCCCUUAAAAGUCAGCGAUGGCUUUUACGGCACAGGAGAGACCUUCCUUUUCACAUUCAAUCCAGAGUUUGAGGUGUACAAAUGGACAGGAGACAACAUGUUCUUCAUCAAAGGAGACAUGGACUCCUUAGCUUUCGGUGGAGGAAGUGGCGAGUUUGGCCUUUGGCUGGAUGGAGACCUCUACCAUGGCAGGAGUCACUCCUGUAAAACAUUUGGGAACCCAAUGCUCUCAAAAAAGGAGGAUUUCUAUGUGCAGGACAUAGAGAUCUGGGCUUUUGAAUAACAGAACAGUUUACCACAGGGAAUAAUAAGCUCUGCAAAAGGUUCCUUUAGAAUGAUGGCAAUGUCCCAAACCCAACUGCACAUCACCAGGGCUCCCCAGGCCAGAAGCCAGUUAUCGGAUGCUUGUUGUGCAUUACUACUUCAGUUAUUAUGGAGCUUUUUCUCUUUGUGAAAAAUUUCCUUGUGUGUAUCUUGUUGCAGCGUUGCGCAUUGUCUUUGCAAAGUAGGGGAGUGUGUCAAGCAGUAAAUUGGUGAGAUGAGGUCGUCGUAGAAAGAAGAGGAAAGAUGAGCGAGGAUGGGACCAUCAGGCCUUGAUGAGGAAAGCACCACAUGGGAUCCCUUCACCUGAGAGCUGGUGGAGAUGAUGGCAACUGAGGUUUGGGUUUCCUGCAAGAAGAAAGACUUGCCAUACAAGUCAAGAUUGUGCAUCUGAACCUCAAGGUCCCUGGCACGCUCACAGACCCCUUAGAACUUGAUUCAUUUGGCUGGAUUUUACUAACUGUGCAGUCAGCCUUAAUGAAUGGAGACACAGAGAGAAAGUAAAGAGACAAAACUAAACACAUUCCAUUCCUCUUGGUGAUGUGAAGUGUCAAAAUAAAGUUGUGAGUCGUGGUAAACACCAAUACACCAAACUCUGUAGCCGCAGAAUGCAAUGACAGAUCUCAGAGGAGAGAAACUGUUUCCUGGGUUGGUUAGUCUUUUUACAGUACUGUUUUGGGUUUCCUUCUGAAGUUAAACUAUAGAGUAUUGUGAAUUGUAGCCCUCCUGUUGUUCACUGUCAUAGCACACCAUCUGAAAGCACAUACAGUAGCUAUAAUCAGAAUACCCAUUGUCGUAAUGUUCUGUUCACUGGGUGUACCUGUGAGUCCAGCUUAUACCAGCUUCCCCUGGAUGCUGACUAUACUGUUUGUAGACAGUAAUGUGUUGCAAUAGAUUUGUGGAAUAUGCAAAUAACUGUCCUGUGACCUCAAAUACCCACAGGUCGUGGCACUUUUGCCACUGCUUGGCACUCUUUUGAAAGACAAAAUUGUAAAAGCUUUUAUGUCUUAUACACAAUUGCUUUUCUGGGUAUCAUUUGAAGAGCCUGAGACGUUGCGAACCAUUUAACCUGCUUAUAAGAUUAUUGAAUAUUGCCAUAUUUUAUUUAUGUAUAUAUAUAUAUAUAUAUAUAUCUACAUAUAUAUGUGUGCAUAUAUAUAUAUACACACACAUAUGCAUAUAUAUGUAUAUAUAUGUAUAUAUACAUAUAUACAUAUAUAUAUUGCUGUUAAGUGUGACAGUGAUCUAUCUGUGCUGAAAUUUCAGCUGCUAAAAUAUAAUGUACAUUACCCUGUAAAUUAAUGUUAAAAUAGAUUUGUCCCUCAGACAUACAUAUAAACACCAUUAUUUAAAUCUAUAUUUCAUUAUAUAAAUAUAUAUAAUGCUAUAAGUAUAUAUAUAUAUAUAUAAAUAUAUAUAUAUUGUAAUUAUGAUAAAGUGUGGUUGCUUUUAGCACUUCAAUCUGGUGUAAAAGUUUUAAGGCCAGGUUCUGAUAGUCUAAUAGCAGUAGCUGUACAGUACUUUUUGGGUCAGAUCUUUAAGAUGGUACCGUUGGAAGAAAGUUUGAUGCUACAACUGUCAAUACGGAAAAGCUCUAAUGCUCUCUGUGUUUUAAAAAGAGAAUUACUUUAACAUUGGAUGGGGUAGGAAGGGUUGCAUAAAUUGGCAUCAGGGCUCUCUCUAGUGAGUCUCAUUUGUGUGGCGUACAGAGUGACUGACCUCUGACAGGUGGGCUAGGGAACAUGUAAACAGUAUGUAACCUUCCCUUCAGGAGCUUUCUUCCCCCUUUUCUGGUCUUCCACACCAGUAUUUGUGUCCUUGUGAAGAGUCACAAAAAGUAAUAUGGAUAUUUCUUCCAAUUAGUUCACCAGAAUAAAAUGUAACAGUGGUAUUUAAAUAACAAUAAAUCUGAGUAAAAUGUUGUGACCUCA